AUUACAAAACACCAGGGAUACUGAAGAGUGUCCUCGUGUGGUUAUACACACAACCGCAGGAGUGGUCUGUGACAAACAACAGUAGAUGUGCUGGUGCUGAUGUCGGUCUGAUCCAGAUUGUAAACCUUGUUUUACUGUCUAUGGUAUAAACUCAGUGGACAGGACAACAGAUUGCUAGCAGCAAAGGUCAGAGGUCAUAUAUCUGCGUCACCAGCUGAGCGGGCGUCCACCAGUAUCAUGGCUCAUCUCGGAAGAUUUCUUUCAUUCGCAGUUUUAUUUGGAUUCGUGACGGCAGGGUUGCAUAAAAGAACAGCCCCUCUGUUCUUGGAGAAGUGGGAUGCGCUGAAUGUGAUUUCCCGGCAGAAGAGAAGCAACGCCGGUGACGAAGAGACCAAACUCCCCGCCAGCCUCGAGAGGGAGUGUCUAGAGGAGGUCUGCGAUUACGAGGAGGCCAGAGAAGUCUUCCAGGACAACUAUCGCACGGAUAUCUUCUGGUCGGUCUACAUCGAUGGUGACCAGUGUGCGGACCAUCCGUGCAAAAACGGAGCCAUGUGUUCAGAUAGUGUGGGAGGUUAUGACUGCAUCUGCAAAUCAGGCUUUGCAGGAAUCCACUGUGAGACCGAUAAGACGGUGUGUGUGAUAGACAAGAGCAAAGGCUGCAGUCAGUUCUGUAAGCCGGGCUAUCAGUCGUACGAGUGCUCGUGUGCUUACGGCUGGAGACUCAAGGAGAAGGAGAAGUGCGAGCCGGCGGUGUCGUUCCCGUGUGGGAAGUUGAGCAGCUCGAGCCAGUGGGACAGACGUCAGGUCGCCAACAUAAAGUCAGAGUAUGAGGGACUCGCAUGCGGCCCGGAGGAGUGUCCCUGGCAGGCGAUGCUGCGUCAGGGGUCGAGCGGUUUCUGCAGCGGGGUCGUGUUCAGGGAGAAUCUGGUCCUCACCUCAGCCCAGUGUGCGACAAAGUACAGCGAGUUCCAGGUGGCCGUGGGAAAGCGCCUGAGCUCGUUUGAAGCGGGAGAGCAGACGCUCCACGUGAAGCAGGUGCACAUCCACCCGCUGUACGCCGAGGGCCGGCCAGACAACGACCUGGCCGUGGUGGAGCUGAGGGGGAGGAUCGUCUUCAAGAAGCUGGUUCUCCCAGCGUGCCUUCCGGAGCGGGACUUUGCCGACAGCGUGCUCACAGCCGGAGACUACAUGGGGGUCGUCACUGGCUGGAAGGACGUGUCCGGAGACGCCGGCUUCGAGGGGAACCUCUGGCUGAACCACCUGUCCUACGACAAGCUGCCGGUCUGCUCCCAGCGCCACUCUGGACAGGUCACCAAUAAGAUGGCCUGUACGCUGCCUCGGUCUAAAGCGGAUUGUGUGUUUGGAUCCGGCAGUCCUGUGGUCACACUGUACCGGGAGGUGUUCUUCCUCACCGGCAUCAUCAGCCGGCCCCCGGGAGCCGACUGCAGGAGCGGAUACGUCCUGCAGAAAGUGUCCCGCUUCCUGCCAUGGCUCAACUCCUUCAUGACGGCCUAACCAGAGAGUAACCACGCUUCACCCGGGUUCAUAUUACCAGUGGAACGGUAGCACUUUAUUUUACAGUGUCUGUUCUACAAAUAUAGUAAUAACAGUAAAUUAUGCAUAAUUACAUGCAACCAAAUCAUAAUCCUAACUAGUAAGUACAUGUAAAUUAAUAUUACUCAGUUCUUCACCCUCAUCCUUCCCUCGCGUCCUGUAACACAUCUUUCACUCGCGGGUCAAAAUGACCCGAAGCCCUUAAAUUUCUUUUCUUUUUUUUUGUCCAGAAAGCUUAUUUUAUUUCAUUUUGAUAAUAUUUUGUCUAUGUUAUUAUGCAAUUUUUGGGGAAUUUUUAAAUUUUAUUUACCUUUAAAUUACUAGAUUUGAUCAAAAAUUUAUACCAGUUUUUUAAACAUUGUUUGAAGCUAAAUGUGACAAAAUGUUGCUGUUGUUUUCAACGUAAGCCGCUUUACAAACGGCGCCCCAUACAAUAGCAGCAUUGGUCAAAAAUGUUGGUGUGUAUGGAUGGCGGACGGAUGAUGAGUUUUGUGAUGUGGUUGCGGAUGAAAGAAUAGCCUAUCCGCGCAUCUCUAACAUGUAGACAUUAUAAAAUAAUUUUUUGGUAAAUUUUGAGCAUUUUUAGGUUUUUCUCUGUGUAUUGAAGCAUUCCUAACAUUCCAGUCAUUCCAAUGGGGUCAAAUGGACCUGCGAGGGAAGGAUUUGUUACUCGAAUCCAUAAAAAAAAAAAAUGGUGUGUAUUCGUGGUUCAAGUGCAACAAAAGCCGUGGGGUCAUGGACCUAUUUGAUGAACACAAAAAAAAAAGAAAGAAAGAAAAAUGUCCUUGUCAAAAUGACCCUUGUUAAAUAUAUAAUUACACUGUCUUAAAACAGUGACAAUGACACCUUAAAAAAGGUGUAACUUAUUAUACUUAUACCUAUAUAUGUAUGUAGUAAUUACAAUUAUUGGGUAAAAACUAGGUACACUAACCCUGAGACAAUCGCUAAACCCAAUCUUAACCCAUGUAGUUAGCUUAUAUUAUUCAGUGCUUUCUUGCUAAGUACACCGUAAGUAGUACACAUACUAUAAGUUAACUUAUGGUGUGCUCAUGAUGAAGUACAGCAGAACAGGUCAGAAGUGUGUGCAGGUCCUGAACUUCUCUUUUAUUAGCAGAGGCAGACACUUCGUUUCUUUGAAAUAACAUGCAAUGAUACAUAUUUCUCAAUAACACAAUGAAUGUGUAUGAAUGAAUGGUCAUUUUAAUUAGUUAAUUUUAAUUUUAUUCAGUUAGUUUUUUGUGCUAAAACACUAAAUUAGUAAUAUUGCAUAACUACGAGCAUGGACAGUGCAGAUGGGAUAAAUGAGGAACUGAUACAUGUAAUACUGAUACUUGGGACAGCCAUUCAGAAAUAUGUAAACGUUGACUGCUUUUUAUCAUAUAGAUACUACUGUGAUUAUUUGGAUAAGUGACUCUUCCCCAUAAAUAUAAUAAUAAUAAAGAGAGAGAUAAAAACUGAAGUCUGGUAGAGCUGUACGAUUCUGAACGGACAACUAAAAUCACUAGAGGUUCUGACAGUGUUGCUGUAGUCGAUUUAAAGGUGUUUAGUUAAAAAUGUCUAUUAAACAUUUAAUUUAGAUGAAUGAAUUAUUAUUUUCCUUUGUGUAGUGCCUGUAAAUUGUUCCUGUCUUAAGGAUUGUCCCACAGGUGAAUGUGCAAUUACUGAAGCAUGACGAACCUUUCCAAUAAAGAUCUGUAAAGCUUAUUGUAAUUUACUCAAUUGUCUUUGAAAUAAACUAUCCUGAGAAAGGGACCUAUC
Messenger RNA from Pimephales promelas (fathead minnow), 3312 nucleotides. RefSeq names its product protein Z, vitamin K-dependent plasma glycoprotein a (gene proza). Gene Ontology annotation, cellular component: extracellular region. Lineage: Eukaryota; Metazoa; Chordata; Actinopteri; Cypriniformes; Leuciscidae. The record is from RefSeq and is a predicted model, not a curated record. Gene Ontology annotation, molecular function: calcium ion binding; serine-type endopeptidase activity. Gene Ontology annotation, biological process: blood coagulation; proteolysis.